GAAUAUAUGAUAAACUUCAAGAGUUUGUAUUAAGUGGAGAAAUUAAACAUGAUGAUGUACCUAAAGUGUCAACAAUACAAAAUUGGAUUAGCAGAUAUCAUAGAGAAUUCAAAGAAAAAGCUACAGAACAGGCUCAAAAAGUAUUAGAAGAAACUCGCAUAGAAUAUUCGACUCAAAAAGCUGAAAGAACAUAA
This is a messenger RNA of Scutellospora calospora, 194 nucleotides long. The record is from the annotation of a GenBank genome assembly. Lineage: Eukaryota; Fungi; Glomeromycota; Glomeromycetes; Diversisporales; Gigasporaceae.